AUGGCGUCCUCAGCCGGACUCCCCCCUCUCGGUCCGGACCAAACCGCUCCAUCCUCCGGGUCUCUCUCCGCCGGAAGGCCGCCUCUCCGUCCCCCUCAGCCCCAGCCCGCUCACUCCUCCCCCGGCUGCGUGGUUCUGGUGGAGUCCGUGGAUGAUGCGGAGGGUCUGUCGGUGGCCGUGGAGCGGUGUCCGCUCUGCAGCUCGUCCCGCCGCCGGCUCACCUGUGCCCGGUGCGUGCAGGCCGGAGACUUCGUCUACUUCGACGGCAGGAACCCGGAGAGGUAAAACAGAGAGAAUAAUCUAGAUUAAAUUAGAUUAUAGCAGUGUUUUAUUUACCGCACACACCGAACCUCAUAGAAAAUUCUUCAUUUUUUACAGAGUCUGUGAUUAUUUAUGACUCAGACUGAAUCUGCCCUGUUAUAAAUGUGUUUUUUACAAAGACAUGAAGGUUUCUGACUGUCCGGCUUUAAUAUCAGUCAAAACAAACCCGCUAAUAUCAUCACAUCAGAUCAUUACAUCUUUAUUAAAAAAAAACAGCAAAACUCUUCACAGGUGUACCUGAGAGAAAGACAGGUAAUAUGAAAAACUAGGAGGUAACAGGUUAAUUCUGUGUUAGCCGAAUAUUAGAGCAGAUCAUCAUCAAAACUAAAAACUUUAUUAUUCUGAUGAAUUUGAAGGUUUGUUGUCAUUAAUCCGGAGUGAAGUCAUAAAUGAUAAUUUUACAAACUGGAAUCCUGUUAAAGUCUCUGCAGCAGAAAACGUUCGUGUUUCUCCUGAUUGAGCUGAAGCUAGUUAACCUGUCAUUAACUACCAACACACAACCACUGUAGUUAACCUCAGCAGCUAACACUCUUGUGCUAACAGCUAGCUCAGGUGUUUCUCAGGUGGGUUAGUCCGUGGUUGUUGUUGUUGUUGCUGAGUCACUGUGUAAGGGUUGAAGCUAACUGAGUUAGCCUUACUGCUACUGCUGCUGCAGUUACACAACAUGAGGAGACCCAAAAUAACUCUAGAGGGUGUCCAAACUGAGGCCAGGGGCCCAACAGGGGUCUGAGAGAAACUACAGGAGGACCAGAAACAAGAACACAGAGGCUCUGAAAUCUAUCUAUCUAUCUAUGUAUCUAUCUGACAGUCUUUUGUAAGACAAUAAUCAUCAUAAAAAUGAUGACAACAACUAUGAUAAGACAAUAACACUGAUAAUAAUGAUAACAGUAACAGGAACAACAGUGAUAUUAAACGUGUUAUUCUUCAGAUACUCGGAGAAGCUGCAGCGUCUGAAGCAGCUGAAGGAGGAGAAGGAGCAGCUGCAGCAGAGGUAACACUCACCUGUCCACCUGUCAGACUCACCUGCUGCUUUAAAAAGAAACUCUUUAAACUAAAUAAUGUGACGGAGGAACUUUUAUCAACCUCUCUCUCUUUUCCCAGAGUGAUCCGGGACAUGGACAGGAAGCUGCAGGCCGAUCACAUGGUCAGUUUUUAAACUUGAACCUUUAUUAACACAAAACAGGCUGAAGACCUGAACCAACGGACAGACAGAAGGAAGUCAGAACUUCUCAGAACUUCAGUGAAACGUCGCUCCUCUGAGCAGGAGGACAGGAACAGGAAGGCUGCUGACGUUUUACCGACUGUCUUUGUUUUCUGACUGUUUCAGUCACUCAGAGUUUCGUCUCUAACCCUGAGUGUGUCUCUUCUCAGAAAUGGAAGAUCAUGUCGUGUCGGAUGAAGAUAGAGCAGCUGAAGGAGGCGGUUGCCAGGGGCAACGAGGAGGUGAAGAGCGGUGAGUCUUUGGUGCAGCACUUUUGAUUUUAGAGAAACAAAAAAGACUAAAGACUUUAAUUCAUGUCUGAACCCACAAAACUUUAUAAAAACACACAAAACUACAAACAAAUACACAAAAAAACACAAAUGAAGAUGAAACUUUUCAGAACCUGAAGGUGUGUGAAGGUGUGUUUACCUCUCAGGUGUGUCUGUUGAACUCACAGACCUGAUCCUCAGACCUGAUCCUCAGAGUCUGGACUAAAUCAGGUUUUACAAACACAGAAACACGAGGACAGAAACUCUGAUCCUGCAGGUCCUCCUGACGACUCCUCAGACUGACUCAGAGGUCAUCGAGGUCAACCUGUGUAUUUGACCCCAUAUGACCCCUGUACACCUGUGAACACCUGUCUGUGGUCAGGUAACAUGAUCUAAACCCCUCCUCCUCUCUCCUCUCUCCUCUCUGCAGACAAAGAGCUCCUCCUGCGCUCACAGGAGGAGAGCGUGCGGCUGCAGCGGCGUGCGGGGCGUCACCAGGAGAAAAGGGAUAAAAUUGAGCGCCAUAACCGCCGAUUAGGUGACCUACUGGAGAGGCGGAGCAAAGAGCUGCAGAGCCGUCUGAGUCAGCUCGCCGCCCUGAGACGAGAACACAUCCACGAGCUGAGCACACACAUGUUCUCGCUGCAGGAGGAGAAACAGGAGAGGAGGUGACAACUGAACACACACACACACACACACACACACCUGAACACACACACCUGAACACACACACACACCUGAACACACACACACACACACACACCUGAACACACACACACACCUGAACACACACACACACACACACACACCUGAACACACACACACACACACACACACCUGAACACACACACACACACACACCUGAACACACACACACACACCUGAACACACACACACACACCUGAACACACACCUGAACACACACACACACACCUGAACACACACACACACACCUGAACACACACACCGGAACACACACACACCUGAACACACACACACACACACACACACACACACACACCUGAACACACACAACUGAACACACACACACACACACACACACCUGAACACACACACCUGAACACACACACCUGAACACACCUGCCAAUCAAUACUGACACACUCCGUAACCGUGGAAACGAUGGGAUGGACAUGAGCAGAAGAUUAAACUUUCACUUUAGUUUUAGUUCCUGAUCUGAUCGUCUCUGACUGUCACUCAUCCUCUAUGUCCACCUGUCCUCCUCUCCAUCUGUCCACCUGUCCUCCUCCCCUGCGUCUGUCCCACAGAGACCCCGCGGACGUGGUGGCGGAGUGUGACCCGGCGCUGACCUCUAGCACGGUAAGCGAGCUGGCGGAGGCUCGGAGGACGACCUACCUGUCGGGACGCUGGAUCUGGGACGACCAGAACGGAGAGACCAGCAUCAGCAUCACAGGUCCACCUGUCAGUCUGCCCAGCAACGGAGACUGCUCCGCCUACUACAGCUGGGUGGAGGAGAAAAGCACCAAUCAGGGCCCGGGUGAGCUGGGAGGGGGCGGGGCUUAGUAAUGGGAUGAUUUGAUUUGAUCAGCUGUUAACAAUCAGAUCAAAGUGUAGAUGCUCUAAAAUUAACUUCCUGUUGACCUUUGACCUCCUGCUGCAGAGCUUGACCACAUUAACCCCGCCCACACCAUCAGCGCCGCUCUCUGCUACGCCACACAGCUGGUCACCAUCCUGUCUCACAUCCUGGAUGUCAACCUGCCCAAGAAGCUCUGCAACAGGUGAGUUAGCCCCGCCCACCGCUGCCUUCGCUGACCAACUGCAGAGUCUGGAAAUCACAGCGUCUGAUUGGUUCACUGUCCGUCUGUUUCCCCGCCCCUCAGUGAGUUCUGUGGAGAAAACCUGAGCAGGUACCGCUUCACCCGAGCGCUGAGCAAACUCAACACCAACAUCCUGCACCUGUGCUUCUCCCAGGUAAGACACGCCCCUCUGUGGUUAGACACGCCCCUUUGGUUAGACACGCCCCUUAUUGUGAGACACGCCCCUGUAGUUAAACACACCUCUGUAGUCAGACACGCCCCUUUGGUUAGACACGCCCCUUAUUGUGAGACCCGCCCCUGUAGUUAAACACACCUCUGUAGUCAGACACGCCCCUCUGUGGUUAGACACGCCCCUCUCUUGUCAGACAUACCCCUCUGUAGUUAGACACGUCCCUCAAUUGUCAGACACGCCCCUAACAGGCCGAAGGUGUUUGAGUUGAACUUUCUGACCUUUGACCUUUGGGUGUGAGGAAGGUCGGUGAAACUCGACACUUCGCUCAGUUUUGAUUGGCUGUGACGCCAAAGAGUGACUUUAUUAAAAACACACCUGUCCACCUGUCCAGGUGUGUAACCUGAGUGGUUUUUUCUGUCUGCAGCACGUGGACAGUGAGAAGCUCCACCCACAUCACACUCUGAGGAACAUCAUGUUCCUGGUUUCCCCCGACAACCAGAACCUGGGCAGGUAAGACACACCUGUUGUUCUAUCUGACAUACGUCUGUCGGCCAUGUUGGAGAGGUCACAGGAGGAGACCACAGCUGUCUGAUGUUUGUUUGUUUGGUUCUGGUUCUGCUCCUGUCCCUGGUUCCAGGACCGGUCCGUUUGAGGUAAGUGCUGACCUGGAGGAAUCGAUGGAGUUCGUGGAGCCGGAGGCGGCGGGGCCGGCAGAGGAGAGCGGCGAUGAGACGGUGACAGACGAGGAGACGGACCUGGGGACGGACUGGGAGACGGUGCCGAGUCCCCGGUUCUGUGACAUCCCAUCACAGGUGAGCUCCCCUGGUCAAGGUCAGAACCAAUAAGAAUGUUCAACUUCAAAUUAAAGCCCCGCCCCCUCUCCCCCCACAGUCCAUGGAGCUUUCCCAGAGUGCUUUGCAGGUGUCCCAGCCCUCAGCCAACACAGGGGGGAUGAUCUCGUCUGCGGCGGCGUCGGUCACUUCCUGGUUCAGAGCGUACACCGGGCAGCGCUGA
Messenger RNA from Xyrichtys novacula (pearly razorfish), 4774 nucleotides. Lineage: Eukaryota; Metazoa; Chordata; Actinopteri; Labriformes; Labridae. The record is from the annotation of a GenBank genome assembly.